GUGAUGUAUAUAUUGAACAUAUUGUGUAUAUACUGUAGGCUCCGAGAGUUGGCGAACCAUUUAGAACACGGCUCAAUACCCAACAGUGUUCUCCAGAAGACAUUACAAUAUGCAGCCUAUGUGUUGGACACCGUUAGUAUGGAUGAGACCAGGAAAAGGCCAGUGCCGGUAGCAGUAGGCCGUAAGCCCGGGCCCCUCCUCCGGGCCCCUUCAGAGCCCUCGGCCAACGCUUUGCAAAGAAAGCCAAUGCCAAUACCAAUGGGUGCCAAACCCGUAGAAAUUGAGUCGACAGUAGCCAACACUACAUUGACUGCCCCACCGGUCAAUCGUGCGCUCAACCGCUCAAAGCAAUGGACCCCAAACACAGCCACAAACACAGCCGCAACCACCAGACUAAUGAGAUAUGAGUUUUAA
Messenger RNA from Oppiella nova, 414 nucleotides. NCBI's taxonomy places the organism in Eukaryota, Metazoa, Arthropoda, Arachnida, Sarcoptiformes, Oppiidae. The record is from the annotation of a GenBank genome assembly.